Molecule: messenger RNA, 2097 nt
Organism: Octodon degus (degu)
Lineage: Eukaryota; Metazoa; Chordata; Mammalia; Rodentia; Octodontidae
Gene: Cep83
Product: centrosomal protein 83
Exons: 12
Coding region: 527-1966 (479 amino acids)
Cellular component (GO): centrosome
Source: RefSeq, a predicted model, not a curated record
GGGCGCUGAGGUGACUGACAGGCCGCGGACCGAGGGCGCGCUCGGCUGCUGUCAGCGCCGUAGCUGGGCCGGUACUCCCGGAAGACCGGCUCGCCGGGGAGGCGAGGAGGAGGCUGCCGUCCGCUCCUCCUCGGAGCUCCCGCCGGGGUAGCUCAGUGCGAGCCGCGGUCCCGAGCCCGAGGGUCCCGCGCCGCCCCCCUACCCCUGGGCAAGCCCCGGCCGCCGGGACCUCGCCGGGCGUGGCAGGCUGGGCGACACCCCGGCUGGGGACCGCGUCCCGCAGCCCCAAUGCCUCCGGGAGCGGAGCGGAGUGGCUGUCGGUGGUUGGAACCGCGGAGGUGUCCCCGGUGGCGAGGGCGCCCAGGACGCCGGUCUCUGCUAAGUUGCGCGCGCGCGCCUUGCGGGGACCGCGUGUGAGUGAGUCUGGUAUAAAUUGGCCUCUUGAGCUUCAGCCUUAGCAAGAAAGAAGUGGGAAAUACUCCUGAAAAGAAAACUAAACCUUCAAGAAACCACAACUUGUUUUUACAUGGUUUUCAGCUCACUUACCAAUAUGGACACUUUUCCUGACGUUUUUCCACCUGGUGGAGAUCGUAGACUAAAUUCUGACUCUGAGUUGCAAAAAAUGUUAAUUGAUAAAAGAAUGGAAUGUGAGCAUCAUAAAAACAAUUAUCAGAAACUAAAACAGCAGCACACAGGGGUGUUAACUCCGCAAAAGCUGGAAUUGUUAAGAGCCCAGAUACAACAAGAGUUAGAAACUCCAAUGCAGGAGCGCUUUCGGAGUCUGGAUGAACAAGUGGAAAAGUAUAGAGCUGAAUAUAAUAAGCUUCGCUAUGAAUAUACAUUUCUUAAGUCAGAAUUUGGACACCAGAAAGAAGAAUUUGCACGUAUGUUAGAAGAAGAAAAAAUGAAGUAUGACUCAGAGGUUGCAAGACUGGAAAACGAAAAAGAAGAACUACGUAACCAGCUGCUUAGUGUUGAUCCCACAAGGGAAAGCAAACGAGCGGAGCAACUUCUUCGAGAAAAAGCCCACUUGAGUCAGAAAUUAAAAGGCUUAGAGACUGAAGUAGCAGAAUUAAGGGCUGAAAAAGAGAAUUCUGGUGCUCAGGUAGAAAGUGUCCAAAGAAUACAGGUGCGGCAGUUGGCUGAGAUGCAGGCUACAGUGAGAUCCCUGGAGGCUGAAAAACAGUCGAUCAAGUUGCAGGCUGAACACCUGGAAAAAGAGCUGCAGUCAAGCAAUGAACAAAAUACUUCUUUAAUCAGUAAAUUGCAUAAAGCUGAUCGAGAAAUAAAUACACUGACCAGUAAAGUAAAAGAGCUUAAACACUCAAAUAAGCUAGAAAUAACAGACAUCAAACUGGAGGCAGCAAGAGCUAAGAGUGAGCUUGAAAGAGAAAGAAAUAAGAUUCAAAGCGAACUGGAUGGGCUACAGUCAGACAAUGAAAUUCUCAAAUCAGCUGUUGAACACCACAAAAUGCUCUUAGUAGAAAAAGACCGUGAAUUAAUACGUAAAGUACAAGCUGCCAAGGAAGAAGGUUAUCAAAAGCUUGUAGUAUUACAAGAUGAAAAGCUGGAACUUGAGAACAGAUUAGUGGAUUUAGAAAAAAUGAAGGUGGAGCAUGAUGUUUGGAGGCAAUCUGAAAAGGAGCAGCACGAGGAGAAACUACGGGCUUCCCAGAUGGCAGAGGAGUCAGCCAGGAGAGAACUUCAGAGUAUUAGGAUAAAACUUCAACAACAAAUUGUGAAUAUUGAAAAUGCAGAGAAAGAAAAAAAUGAAAAUUCUGAUCUGAAACAGCAAAUCAGUAGUCUGCAGAUCCAGGUGACCUCACUGACCCGGUCUGAGAAUGAGUUGCUGAAUUCAAAUCAAAUGCUGAAGGAAAUGGUGGAGAGAUUAAAGCAAGAAUGCCGUAAUUUAAGAAGCCAAGCUGAAAAAGUACAACUAGAAGUUGAAAAGAAAAAAGGCCUUUAAAAUUCUGCCUGAGCAAAUGAUUCUGAAAAUGCUCAAAGAGAAACUCUUCUUCACUGAGCAAACCCAAAUGUUUCUUCUAAAAUCUGUUCUGACUGCCAGAGAAUGGAACAGAAUGAUUUGGCAGUGGGGUU